Molecule: messenger RNA, 1173 nt
Organism: Lolium rigidum
Lineage: Eukaryota; Viridiplantae; Streptophyta; Magnoliopsida; Poales; Poaceae
Product: protein LPA3-like
Exons: 12
Coding region: 16-1131 (371 amino acids)
Source: RefSeq, a predicted model, not a curated record
GCACAACACGCGGCCAUGGCGCCCCUCUCCACCGCCAUCCGCAGCUUCCGCCUCUCGCGCUCCCCGGCGUCCCCGCGGGCGCUCCCUUCUCCAGCCACCCGCCUCGCCGCGCCCUCGAGGCGCCGCCGGGUCCGGUCGGUGCGCGCGGAGGCGGCCAAGGAGGUGGAGGAGCCGGUGGAGCUCAGGGCCGGGGUGGCCGUCUACAAGCCGCGCUCCUACGAGGUGCUCGUCUCCGACGCCGCCCGCUCCCUCGCCGCCGCCAUCGACGACGGCAGGACCCGCCUCGAGAUCGAGUUCCCGCCUCUGCCCAGCAGCAUCUCUUCUUACAAGGGCUCUUCGGACGAGUUCAUCGACGCCAACGUCCAGCUCGCUCUCGCCGUCGUGAGGAACCUCAAACAGCUCAGGGGUACUCGGUCCUGCAUAGUGUUUCCAGAUCAGCCGGAGAAGCGAAGGGCCUCGCAGAUAUUCAAAACUGCUAUAGAUUCGAUCGAGGGUAUAUCCAUCAGUUCUCUGGAUGACGUGCCGACUGGGCCUGUCGACUCCUUCUUCAGAUCGAUCAGAAAUACCCUUGAUUUCGACUUUGCUGACGACAACGAAGAUCAAUGGAAAUCUGACGAACAGACAUCACUGUAUAUCUUCAUCAACAGUAGCACCCAGGACCUUUCAUCUAUAGAGAAGUAUGUGGAAAAUUUUGCUGGCUCUGCACCUGUUGUUCUCUUUAAUCUUGAACUAGACACCUUGCGAUCUGAUUUGGGGCUUCUGGGGUUCCCCCCGAAAGAAUUGCACUACCGAUUCCUUUCUCAGUUUACCCCAGUAUUUUACAUUAGACAGCGUGACUACUCCAAGACUAUUGCAGUCACUCCAUACAUAGUGAACUACAGCGGCGCCGUCUUCCGUCAAUACCCAGGGCCCUGGCAAGUCAUGCUUAAGCAGGCUGAUGGUUCUUAUGCAUGUGUUGCAGAGAGUGCAUCUCGGUUCACUUUGGGGCAGGCCAAGGACGAGCUAUUGAGAGUUCUGGGUUUGCAAGAAGAGGAAGGAAGCUCGCUUCAAUUCCUCAGACAGGGAUAUAAGAAUGCUACUUGGUGGGAGGAGAAUGGCGAUCAGGAGGAGUCCACCGCAUGGCGAACCUGAGCCGCCGACACUGGAUUGCUGAUCUGACAAACGAGUGGAUAG